Molecule: messenger RNA, 819 nt
Organism: Gryllus bimaculatus (two-spotted cricket)
Lineage: Eukaryota; Metazoa; Arthropoda; Insecta; Orthoptera; Gryllidae
Source: the annotation of a GenBank genome assembly
AUGCACAACGUGCCGAUUGACCCAGCGACGACAGCCGAAGAGAUGCCACCGGCAGGCAGCAGUCUUCCUAUACGUCGCGUUCCUCUGAUCAUGAUGGCUUUGUGGACCGUGUUCUUUUUCUACGCUUGCAUUGCUGUUGCAGUGGAACUUGUGGAAAAGGUGGAGUAUUCUCCACAAAAUAUUACUUUUGCCGCUGACACAAGGGGACUGAUCCAUAUGGGAAACUCUUCCAAUAUCUCAAAGGGAUUGUCUGGGAAAUUCGAGUUCAUUGAAGUUGUCCAUUUGUACAACGAUUCCUCGAAUGGAGUGGAUGUGUUGUCAGAUGGGGAACAAGAGGAAGGAGCAUUCAAUAAAGUAGAUGACGAUAGAACUCAUUCGAGCCAAGGAUUUGUUAUUGACAAAAACAAAACUGCAUCGCCAAGCAACUGCAAAGUGGAUGGUGUCGUCUACAACACGUUGUCCGAGCCAGAGCUAGCGGAAAAAGGGGAUUCUGACUCUGUCACAGCCGGCGCUUCUACAACAGGUGCUGUUGAUGGCUUCAAAACUAAUUAUACAUCUGCUUCUGAGCCUGCCUUCAGUGAAGACGUGUCUUCGGUCGGAGCCAAUUCCACCAGCAGCAACGGUGACGAUGGGGGUACCUCUAAACUGACCCCCGUGGAAGUGGCAUCCAUCAACGCCCCUGCCGCCGCCCGCCGCGCGAACUCCGCUGGCUCCACUUCCUUGGCAGCUCGUCUGGCGUCGCUCGUCGCCGCUGCCCCGGAAGGGGCCAAAUCGCCUACGCGUCGCAGCGCAGUGUUGUGGAAAGUGAUUGUCGACUAG